This is a messenger RNA of Coregonus sp. 'balchen', 7235 nucleotides long. NCBI's taxonomy places the organism in Eukaryota, Metazoa, Chordata, Actinopteri, Salmoniformes, Salmonidae. The record is from the annotation of a GenBank genome assembly.
AUGUCUGCAUUCGUUGCCAGUUCAUUCAACAACAAAAUCACGGUGAGGAUGACUGACACGACGGUAGAGGGUCCGGGGAGACACAGGAACCGUGAUGUGCUCGCAGAAUCGGCGACAAGAAGGGAUGAUGUGUUUGAUGAAACGUACAAAGAGAAAGAAGGUCCCAAACCUCCAAUGAAAAUCGUGUGGAAAAAUAUCACAUUGAUGACUUUAUUGCACAUUGCAGCCGUGUACGGCAUCUCCCUCGUCCCAUCUGCUCAUGUUUUGACCUGGGCUUGGUGUAAGUAUGAUAUACCUAACCCACUUGUUAUUUCAAAUGAACUCGGUUUGACAUUGAAAUUGUUUUUAUGGCGUAGUUAAUUUGCACAUCGGAUUGGUCGCACAGCACAGCUGGAUUCGCCAGGCUUCAGUGCUGCGUAGCGCAAGCUGCCUGACUCUUUCUUUCUCCCCUGCUGGUGAAUACGGAUGGUUUUCAUUUCUCUGCAACUGUAAUACUGUUAAUAACCAGACCAUGUAGAACGUUCUAGAAACAAUGGUUAUUAUGCAUUCAUGAAAAAGUCCUAACCAAAUCUGAUUAUUUUAUCCCGGAGAUGAGCCCCAAAUGAAUGAUUCUAUGGAAAAGAGACAUUAUAGUAGGUGACCCUACUAAUCUAUUAUUAUUCACUAUCACUAGUUUAUACCCUGUUAUGGAAUAACAUACCUUUUUACUUGAUUAGAUGGCAAACAUAUGAAUGAAUGUUUUAGGAAAAACAAAGAGUACAGGAUCCAUUCUUGAUCUCUGCCACCUGAUGCUCUGCAUGUUCAUGGAACAUGCAUGAGGAGCAGUUGUCGUCAUCUGGCCAUUAAAUAGAUGUUGUUCCUCUAUCCCCCUCUAUCCCCCUCUCUCUCUCUCUCUCUCUCUCUCUCUCUCUCUCUCUCUCUCUCUCUCUCUCUCUCUCUCUCUCUCUCUCUCUCUCUCUCUCUCUCUCUCUCUCUCCACACAGCUGUGUUUUGCUUUUUAAUAAGCGCUUUAGGAGUGACUGCUGGGGCUCACCGGCUAUGGAGCCACAGGUCCUACAAGGCCUCGUUACCUCUCAGAAUCUUUCUCGCCACUGCCAACUCCAUGGCCUUUCAGGUAAAACAUGUCUUUCCCACUUCACUUUUAUUUAACCGGGUUAAACAUCAGAUGGCAGAUAGUAUCGGUAUACACACAAAACGUCUUCGUUUGAUAUGAUGAACAAACUUUCCCCAAAGUAUCAUUCUGUUAGCCUGGUCAAGCAGACGGCUGCAUGCGCUCAGAAUGUGAGCUAUCGCGAGAUCAGGCUGUAAUGUAGAAUGUUCAUUCAAAUUAUGCUAACUUACAGUGAGGGGAAAAAAGUAUUUGAUCCCCUGCUGAUUUUGUAUGUUUGCCCACUGACAAAGAAAUGAUCAGUCUAUACUUUUAAUGGUAGGUUUAUUUGAACAGUGAGAGACAGAAUAACAACAAAAAAAUCCAGAAAAACGCAUAUCAAAAAUUUUAUAAAUUAAUUUGCAUUUUAAUGAGGGAAAUAAGUAUUUGACCCCCUCUCAAUCAGAAAGAUUUCUGGCUCCCAGGUGUCUUUUAUACAGGUAACGAGCUGAGAUUAGGAGCACACUCUUAAAGGGAGUGCUCCUAAUCUCAGCUUGUUACCUGUAUAAAAGACACCUGUCCACAGAAGCAAUCAAUCAAUCAGAUUCCAAACUCUCCACCAUGGCCAAGACCAAAGAGCUCUCCAAGGAUGUCAGAGACAAGAUUGUAGAUCUACACAAGGCUGGAAUGGGCUACAAGACCAUCGCCAAGCAGCUUGGUGAGAAGGUGAAAACAGUUGGUGUGAUUAUUCGCAAAUGGAAGAAACACAAAAGAACUGUCAAUCUCCCUCGGCCUGGGGCUCCAUGCAAGAUCUCACCUCGUGGAGUUGCAAUGAUCAUGAGAACGGCAAGGAAUCAUCCCAGAACUACAUGGGAGGAUCUCAAGGCAGCUGGGACCAUAGUCACCAAGAAAACAAUUGGUAGCACACUACGCCGUGAAGGACUGAAAUCCUGCAGUGCCCGCAAGGUCCCCCUGCUCAAAAAAGCACAUAUACAUGCCCGUCUGAAGUUUGCCAAUGAACAUCUGAAUGAUUCAGAGAACUGGGUGAAAGUGUUGUGGUCAGAUGAGACCAAAAUGGAGCUCUUUGGCAUCAACUCAACUCGCCGUGUUUGGAGGAGGAGGAAUGCUGCCUAUGACCCCAAGAACACCAUCCCCACCGUCAAACAUGGAGGUGGAAACAUUAUGCUUUGGGGGUGUUUUUCUGCUAAGGGGACAGGGCAACUUCACCGCAUCAAAGGGACGAUGGACAGGGCCAUGUACCGUCAAAUCUUGGGUGAGAACCUCCUUCCCUAAGCCAGGGCAUUGAAAAUGGGUCGUGGAUGGGUAUUCCAGCAUGACAAUGACCCAAAACACAUGGCCAAGGCAACAAAGGAGUGGCUCAAGAAGAAGCACAUGAAGGUCCUGGAGUGGCCUAGCCAGUCUCCAGUCCUUAAUCCCAUAGAAAAUCUGUGGAGGGAGCUGAAGGUUCGAGUUGCCAAACGUCAGCCUCAAAACCUUAAUGACUUGGAGUAGAUCUGCAAAGAGGAGUGGAACAAAAUCCCUCCUGAGAUGUGUGCAAACCUGGUGGCCAACUACAAGAAACAUCUGACCUCUGUGAUUGCCAACAAGGGUUUUGCCACCACGUAGUAAGUCAUGUUUUGCAGAGGGGUCAAAUACUUAUUUCCUGGCAUGCGUCUAGUUAGAAGAUAACAAAGUUUAUGCCAACAUAAUAAUUCCAUGCAGAAGCGUUUGAAAAUAAACAAAUUCAUUGGACUAGCGCCGUUGCUGAUUCUACAGGAUUAGUGAGUAAAAAUGACUGGAAGGGAAUGUUAGCAGUACUGAAAGUUCGCCAUGAAAAAGUGGAAAAUAAACAAAAUCGUAGUUAAUUUCAGCUAACUACUCAGUAAACACAUAGAAUAACUGUUGUACUGUCAUUCUGGUCAUUUCAACGUUUUCCAAAUGAUCUACAUCCACUUUAUUAGUUGGCGUUCCGACCGCUGGUCACGUUUUCAAUGCUAAUCCUGUAGAAUCAGCAACGGCGUUGGUCCAAUCAAUUUGUUUCUUUUCGAAUGCUCCGCAUGGAAUUAUUCCGCUGUCUUGACCUGUAUAUUAACGACCUAGGCAUGGGUACACUCAAAAUGGCUGUAUAUUAACGACCUAGGCAUGGGUACACUCAAAAUGGCUGUAUAUUAACGACCUAGGCAUGGGUACACUCAAAAUGGCUGUAUAUUAACGACCUAGGCAUGGGUACACUCAAAAUGGCUGUAUAUUAACGACCUAGGCAUGGGUACACUCAAAAUGGCUGCCAGUCCACCCAUUAUGCCAUCAUUGACUUGAAUGGGGAGGCCCAUUCUAUGGAUUCUAUUUCUGUGUAUAAAUCUUAGUCUUUGUGUCCCCAUUACAGAAUGACAUCUUUGAAUGGGCUCGGGACCACAGAGUUCACCACAAGUUUUCAGAGACCGAUGCCGACCCCCACAACGCCAUCCGAGGGUUCUUCUUCUCCCACAUCGGUUGGCUCCUGGUGCGUAAACACCCAGACGUCAUUGAGAAAGGGAAGAAGCUGGAGCUCAGUGACUUGAAGGCCGACAAAGUUGUCAUGUUCCAGAGGAAGUAUGUAUUCCUUCCCGAUGAUCAAUUCAUACAGUAUUGGUUGCAUUUUCUCUUCCAUAAAUGUUUCUGUUCACUCCAUAAUCUGUGAUGGCACUAAACCUAGCUUAGUCAUUGUUAGAUCAUCAAUAUGGCUCAGAAGGUUUGAGAAGCUUCUUAACAAUGGUAAUUCCUAGUUUUUUAAUGAAGAUCAGGAACAUCCAUAACCUCAUGGCAUGUUAUGUAUUUGUAACUGAAUAAUGUGAUAAUCUGUCAAAGAAGAGCCUGCCAGCCGAGACCGUGUUGCUGUGUUGGGAGCUGUACAGAUGGGUCUCUUAAACUGACAGUUUGAAUAGACCUUUAUCUUCUGUGCUGCCUCCAUAUAAUGGGUAUUUCAACAUAUCAUGGAGGAUAUGUCUGUUCUCUUGUCUUCUCCACAGGUAUGUCAACAUGUCAUGGAGGAUAUGUCUGUUCUCUUGUCUUCUCCACAGGUAUGUCAACAUAUCAUGGAGGAUAUGUCUGUUCUCUUGUCUUCUCCACAGGUAUGUCAACAUGUCAUGGAGGAUAUGUCUGUUCUCUUGUCUUCUCCACAGGUAUUACAACAUGUCAUGGAGGAUAUGUCUGUUCUCUUGUCUUCUCCACAGGUAUGUCAACAUGUCAUGGAGGAUAUGUCUGUUCUCUUGUCUUCUCCACAGGUAUUACAACAUGUCAUGGAGGAUAUGUCUGUUCUCUUGUCUUCUCCACAGGUAUUACAACAUAUCAUGGAGGAUAUGUCUGUUCUCUUGUCUUCUCCACAGGUAUUACAACAUGUCAUGGAGGAUAUGUCUGUUCUCUUGUCUUCUCCACAGGUAUUUCAACAUGUCAUGGAGGAUAUGUCUGUUCUCUUGUCUUCUCCACAGGUAUGUCAACAUAUCAUGGAGGAUAUGUCUGUUAUCUUGUCUUCUCCACAGGUAUUACAACAUGUCAUGGAGGAUAUGUCUGUUCUCUUGUCUUCUCCACAGGUAUUACAACAUGUCAUGGAGGAUAUGUCUGUUCUCUUGUCUUCUCCACAGGUAUUACAACAUAUCAUGGAGGAUAUGUCUGUUCUCUUGUCUUCUCCACAGGUAUUAUAACAUAUCAUGGAGGAUAUGUCUGUUCUCUUGUCUUCUCCACAGGUAUUACAACAUGUCAUGGAGGAUAUGUCUGUUCUCUUGUCUUCUCCACAGGUAUGUCAACAUGUCAUGGAGGAUAUGUCUGUUCUCUUGUCUUCUCCACAGGUAUUACAACAUAUCAUGGAGGAUAUGUCUGUUCUCUUGUCUUCUCCACAGGUAUUACAACAUAUCAUGGAGGAUAUGUCUGUUCUCUUGUCUUCUCCACAGGUAUUACAACAUAUCAUGGAGGAUAUGUCUGUUCUCUUGUCUUCUCCACAGGUAUUAUAACAUAUCAUGGAGGAUAUGUCUGUUCUCUUGUCUUCUCCACAGGUAUUACAUGUCAUGGAGGAUAUGUCUGUUCUCUUGUCUUCUCCACAGGUAUUACAACAUAUCAUGGAGGAUAUGUCUGUUCUCUUGUCUUCUCCACAGGUAUUAUAACAUAUCAUGGAGGAUAUGUCUGUUCUCUUGUCUUCUCCACAGGUAUUACAUGUCAUGGAGGAUAUGUCUGUUCUCUUGUCUUCUCCACAGGUAUUACAACAUAUCAUGGAGGAUAUGUCUGUUCUCUUGUCUUCUCCACAGGUAUGUCAACAUGUCAUGGAGGAUAUGUCUGUUCUCUUGUCUUCUCCACAGGUAUGUCAACAUGUCAUGGAGGAUAUGUCUGUUCUCUUGUCUUCUCCACAGGUAUGUCAACAUGUCAUGGAGGAUAUGUCUGUUCUCUUGUCUUCUCCACAGGUAUUACAACAUGUCAUGGAGGAUAUGUCUCUGUACUAUUGUUUUUUUUUUUAUCCACAGGUAUUACAAGAUGUCAGUGCUGCUGAUGUGUUUCGCAGUCCCCAUGUUUGUUCCUUGGUGCCUGUGGGGAGAGAGCCUGUGGCUGGGCUACUUUGUGCCAGGCCUGCUGAGGUACACCCUGGUACUGAACGCUACCUGGCUGGUCAACAGUGCUGCCCACAUGUGGGGCAACCGGCCCUACGACGCCAACAUCAACCCCAGAGAGAACAAGUUUGUCACCCUUAGUGCCAUAGGUAUGUUACCUACCUCUUGCCAUUUUAAAAGAUCUUAAAACGUCAUUAAGUUGCCCCCUUUUUAUAACAUUUAAUUAUAUCGUAAAAUGACUCUAUACUCCACAGUUAUCGCAGAACAGUAGCAUUACAUAACAAGCUUUGCCUUCUGUGCUUGUAAUUACCUUCCUGAGUGAUGCUGCACAUGUUUAAUAUGUUUUACAUGGUGUCCGUUUGCUUUGAUUGCACCUGUUUGGGGGAAGAGAUCAAAGGGGAUUGGUUAUGCAAUCAUUGUAGAGAAGAGCAAGUUCAUGCGGACCAUGAAUUUUAGGUUUCAGUUCCCAACUCUGUGCUCGACAGAAAAUAAUAUGUGUAUAGUAGCUCUUCUCAAACCAUGUGUGGGCGUUCACAUCUUACAAGAUAUCUUGAAUAUAUUUAUUAUGUGUAAAUGAUGGUCACCCGUUACCCUAACGACGGUUUCCUGUCACUUUCAGGCGAAGGGUUCCAUAACUAUCACCACACCUUCCCUUAUGAUUACGCAACAAGUGAGUUUGGCUGUAAGCUGAACCUGACCACCUGUUUCAUCGACUUGAUGUGUUUCCUCGGCCUGGCAAAGGACUGCAAGAGAGUGUCCCCUGAAAUAGUCCUGGCCCGGGCCCAGCGCACUGGGGAUGGAAGCACCCGCAACCGGAGUGGCUAGGAGGUUUUCCCCCAAAUCUCAAAAAAGCUCCAAAACAAAACCAAUGUAAAAAAAAAAAUAUAUAUAUAAAACCGACAAAAGUUUAGUUUGCAGUGUAAUUUUGAGAGGCACUUCUCUAUCUUGUAGCUACAAUCACGGCGUCACUCUUCUCCCCUUUUGUGAGCUAUACAUUUCCUAAAGAGUUCUUAAAGAUGAAUGUUAGCUUUUGAAAAAGGGACUUUGAUCACCUUGUUAUGUUUUUACUGUUUCAUUUCAUCUUCGCUGCAGCCACUAGUCUGUUGUGUGAAAUGGUCCAAAUAUGUCUGUUGCCAAAGCUGAAUGCUGCCAUUGGUCAAGUCUCCCUCAGUAGGCCGGAUGAGGUAUUCCUGAGCUGCGAAUGCUUUUUUUCUGCUGCAGUGGUACAUUUUGAUGUUGCAUAGGCAAUCAAUCAAUAGUUUCUUAAACUGCAGUCAAAGUAUUAAAGGAGAGAUUUGAAAAAUACGGAAGCUGAAAUGACAUUUUAAACUGUUGUUGUGACACCUUUUUAAAUCUCCAUCUUGAAGUGAAGCUGUCAGUUUUGUCUGUAGAUUUCAUGUAAUGUGGGUCAUGUGACCAAAACAGAUACUUUUCUAUUUUUAAAGUAACUGUCCAGUGAAAAUCAAACUUUUAAAAGUUCAUAUUCUGUUAACUCAUACCCAAAUAAUCUUGCGAACUCGUCCUAUACUCGUAUUUGUGGCCAAAGCAUAAAUUGGAGAAAAAAAAACACUUCAAAC